Messenger RNA from Acanthoscelides obtectus, 473 nucleotides. Lineage: Eukaryota; Metazoa; Arthropoda; Insecta; Coleoptera; Chrysomelidae. The record is from the annotation of a GenBank genome assembly.
UGUUCAUUUUAUUUACCUGUACAAGCUUGACGUAACCUAAAUCUAAUACUUACAAACUUCCUCUAACUUAACAUUUUAUUAAUAAGUCUAAAUCACCAUUUUCAGGAAAAGUGGCUUCUGCAAUGAUUGCACCUACAGCAUAUUUAACAUUCAAAGAGGGGUCAGUCUGGUAAAACUCAAUGUCAGAGUGUCCCCAAGGUAAAGUUUUUGUGAUGUUAGGAGUAAUAAACCUUUUAUCAUCACGAUGUGCUAGAGCAACCUUAUUUUUCACCUUCGUGUACACAUCAUGUAGUUUGCUUUUAAAAGUGAAAAAGUCCCUUCUUUCACCAGCAGCCAUUUCUAUUUUGUCUUGUGUGGAUGUUGUCGAAUAUUCGGACGCAUAUUAAUCGAGCAUGCCCUGUCAUGCUAUAUAUAUACAUAUAAUAUAUAGCAUGCCCUGUCAUGCUAUAUAUACAUAUAAUAUAUAUAUAUAU